GGCCAUAAAAGACUGGCUUUGGCCUGACGCGGUUUACUCAGUUGGUCACGAUGAGGGGACUGAUCGCAUUCACCGCACUGUUUGUUGCCGUUCUCGCCAAAGAGACGUUUGAGGGACAUCAGGUGCUUCGAAUUGUCCCAAAAAAUGAGGCCCAGCUGUCUCUUCUUAAGAACCUGGAGGAGAUGACGGAGUUUGAGCUGGACGUCUGGAUGGGGGUGACAGGUGUGUCUUUCCCUGUAGACGUCAGAGUUCCCCCUCACACCCUUCAGUCUUUCAAGAGUUACCUGGAGAGCCACGACCUGGAAUACUCUGUCAUGAUUGAAGAUAUCCAGGCAAUCUUGGAUGUGGAGAAGCAACAGAUGGAGUCUGCUGCUCGUGUUGCUGAGCCAAGGAACACUGACAGCUUCGAUUACAGCAAUUAUCAUACCCUCAGUGAAAUCUACAGUUUCCAAGACAUGCUGGUGGCUGAGAAUCCCAACUUUGUCAGCAAGAUAGUGAUUGGUCAGAGCUACGAGGGCCGUCCUCUUAAUGUGCUGAAGUUCAGCACUGGUGGAAGCAACCGUCCGGCCAUCUGGAUCGACACUGGAAUCCACUCCAGAGAGUGGGUCACUCAGGCCAGUGCCCUCUGGUUCGCCAAGAAGAUUGUGACCGAUUAUGGAAAAGACGCUGCUCUCACCGCCAUCCUGAACAACAUGGACAUCUUCCUGGAGAUUGCAACCAACCCUGAUGGCUACUACCUUACCCAUACCUCUAACCGCAUGUGGCGAAAGACAAGGAAGCCCAAUCCUGGAUAUUCCUGCUAUGGCGUUGAUCCUAACAGAAACUGGAAUGCUGGUUUUGGAGAACCCGGUGCCAGCAGUUACCCCUGCUCUGAGACCUACCGUGGACCCAGCGCUCACUCCGAGUCUGAGGUUAAGUCCAUUGUGGACUUUGUGCAGUCACACGGCAACAUCAAGGCCUUCAUCUCCAUCCAUGCCUACUCUCAGAUGCUCAUGUACCCCUAUGGCUACACCAAGACUGCUGCGAAAGACCAGGCUGAGUUGCAUGCACUGGCUCAGAAAGCGAUCACUGACCUGGCCUCCCUGUAUGGUACUCGCUACAGAUAUGGCAGCAUCAUCAACACCAUCUACCAAGCCAGUGGUAACACUAUUGACUGGACGUAUGAGCAGGGCAUCAAGUACUCCUACACCUUUGAGCUGAGGGACACCGGUUACUACGGCUUCCUCCUGCCAGCCAGGGAGAUCGUCCCCACAGCUGAGGAGACGUGGCUGGCUCUGAUGGCCAUUAUGGAUCAUGCUUACAAGAACCCAUAUUAAUCUGUCUGUUUGUUUUUAGACAGAAUGAAUCCCAACUUAUGGCUGUGUUUUUCCUUUGAGAAUAAAACAUAAAAUCUUACCAGAAUGCAAAAAUAAUAAACAUAAUAGCUAAAAAAGAACAAUGAAAAA
This is a messenger RNA of Fundulus heteroclitus (mummichog), 1445 nucleotides long. It is a transcript of the gene cpa5, whose product is annotated as carboxypeptidase A5. The record is from RefSeq and is a predicted model, not a curated record. NCBI's taxonomy places the organism in Eukaryota, Metazoa, Chordata, Actinopteri, Cyprinodontiformes, Fundulidae. Bases 51 to 1316 code for a protein of 421 amino acids. The transcript is spliced from 11 exons. Gene Ontology annotation, molecular function: metallocarboxypeptidase activity; zinc ion binding. Gene Ontology annotation, biological process: proteolysis.